CCUUCAUGUAUGUGUAUUGUAUUAUAUUGUGUAUAGUAAUGAUCCACGAGUAAAUCGAAAAUUGAGAGAGAAGGGAAGGAAGUCAGGUCAGGAGUCUGAGAAAUCACGUCAGGUCUAUCACGACCCUUACAGUCUAAUUAAGAAGAAGAUUUUCUGCCAAACGAAGCGGCCCUAGAUGGAUUUGGUGGAGCUCUGGGCAAUUUUCGGUCCAGGUGUAUCUGGGGCUAUCUUCGGGGCCGGUUGGUGGUUUUGGAUCGACGCCGUUGUUUGCAGCUCCGUCAAGGUUUCCUUCCUCCACUAUCUCCCUGGCAUUUUCGCGUCUUUGGCUGCUUUGAUGUUCAAUUGUGUUAGGAAAGAAGACAUUGAUUACUCUCCCUACGAAGAAGGCGAGUGGAGGUUGAAGCUUUGGCUGUUCUUUGCAUAUGUUGUGUCCUUUGUUUCUCUCGCUGCUUCAGUGGGUCUUCUGAUACAAGAUUCACUUGUGAAAACUGGCCCUUCGGUAUGGACAGGAACAGCUGGUGUCUUGCAGUGUGUGUUUGUGUUGGUCAGCGGGCUGAUGUAUUGGACUGUUCACUCGGAGUAACUGGGAAAUUGCUUCAAACGGUUUCUUUUUAAAUACUCAAUUCCAUAAGUGAGAAAUCAGUUGUGAAUUUGCUUUGUCUCACUUUUACUUAUUGUACAAACGAUUCUAUAAAAGACAGGUCGCCAUGUAAAUGUUGUUUGUAUUCACAAUAUUGUUAUGUUAUUCCAACUAAAUGUGAUGUCAUUGUGGUAAUUUCAACAA
Messenger RNA from Humulus lupulus (European hop), 784 nucleotides. RefSeq lists its product as uncharacterized. The coding region runs from base 176 to 583 and encodes 135 amino acids. The record is from RefSeq and is a predicted model, not a curated record. Lineage: Eukaryota; Viridiplantae; Streptophyta; Magnoliopsida; Rosales; Cannabaceae. The transcript has 4 exons. Gene Ontology annotation, biological process: protein targeting to vacuole; late endosome to vacuole transport via multivesicular body sorting pathway.